AUGAUCGAUAUUACCGCUCAAUUUGACACCGAGCAAAAGGUCCCUAAGAGCUUCAUCACACCUCAGUAUCGACCAGUCACCAUAAUCAACACCAUCGCAAUGAUCGACUGGACCACAAUCUUCACCUGGGGCCAAGGCAUCCCCACCCUCCUCCUCACAGCCCUCCUAGUACUAUACUGGUACAUCCGAAUCCCAUCCGAUAUGCCCAAGAACAUCCCAACCAUCCCAAUCUACAUCUCCCUCCUAGGCCUAUGGAGCGAUAUGGGUCAAGACGAUAUCUUCGACCGAUGGCUGCGCACACCACUCGAGAAGCACGGGGCUGUGAGAAUAUGGUUCGCAGGACGCUGGAAUAUCCUCGCAACACGACCACAGUUCCUAGUAGACAUGUUCCGGCAUGAAGAUGUAUACGCCAAAGCCGGAAGUCAGAAGAAGAUUCCUUGGAGUGUGAUUGCCGCGCUGGUGGGCGAUAACAUUAUCAAUGCGCAUGGGCAGAACUGGAAGCUUUAUACAUCUAUUAUGAAGUCUGGAUUGCAGAGACGGAUCACGGACUCGGGGCCAUUGUUAGAAAAGUCGAGGCUUUUUGUGGAUAUUCUGCUUGAGGAGCAGGAGAAACCGGGGGAGAAGGGGGUUGUGGUGAAUCCAAUUAUACAGCGAUGGGCACUUAGUUGUAUGGGAAUCAGUUUCAUGAAUGUUGACCUUGAGGCAUUGGAAAGACCUGGGCAACGCCUUGAAGAACUUCAAACAAUCAUCAAAAAGACCCUCUUCAAGCCCUUGUUCUUCAACUUCCCCGAUCUAGACAAAUACCCGACCAUCUUCCCCAAACGCCGUGCCGCAUUCGCCAUAAUGCAAGAAUUCGGCGACCUCCUAGUUUCAACCGUCCAGCAUCGAAUCCACACCACCUCCACCGACGGCGACCAAGUAGUCGACCUCCUCGACCGAGCGCUCAAAGAAAACAAAAUCACACUGGAACAAUACCGCGCCAACCUCAAAGUAACAUUCCUAACAGCCCACGAAAACGCCCAACAACUCCUAAACUCGACCAUCUACGUCCUGGGCACCAACAAAACAAUCCAAUCAACCCUCCGCACCGAAGUUCUCUGCACAAACACCACUUCCCCAUCCCCAGACCUCCUAAACUCCCUCCCCUACCUAACAUCCACCAUCCUCGAACUUCUCCGUCUCUACCCCCCAGUCUCCCAACUAAUCAACCGUGUCACCACAUCCCCCAGUACCCUAGGCGGCGUCAUCCCCAUCCCAAGCCACACAUGGGUCGGAUGGAACGCCUACGGCGUGCACACGGAUACGACUAUCUGGGGCCCCGACGCAAGGGACUUCAAACCUGAGCGGUGGGGGAUGGAUGUGAAGAGUAUUCAGGCCACAGUGAGGAGUAAGACGACGGCGUGUCAUUUUAUAGCGUUUAAUGCGCAUUCGAGGAAGUGUUUAGGGCAGGGGUUUGCGAUGUUGCAGAUGAAGGUUUUGAUGUUUGAGCUUGUGUGGAGGGCUGAGUGGGAUGUACAUCCUGGGUAUGAGUUGAAGUUAACUUCGGGCGGGAUCAUGGCUCCGCUGGGACUAAGGGUUAUUUUUCGAGAGCCGAGGACACUCACCGUCGAGGCGGAUCUACUUUUUGCAGACGCGCUGGAUCGAAUCACGGAACACGAUAUCCCGGUUAUACCCGGUGCAGCAGCACCUAUCGUUGAGAAACUUGUGGAAAAUGAAGCUCUCGAGAUAGAGUUAAUUCAAACAUACGCCAACUUGAAUCCCACACGCCCGCCCAUCCUCUUCUCAGUUUGCAUGGGCGCCUUCCUACUCGCUGCAGCCAAGAGGCUCUCCGGACUCACCGUGACAACACACCGCUACGCACUAGACAAUCUAGAAGAUCUCUGUUCCCGAGUCCACGGCGACCAACAACCGACGCAUAUCGUGUAUCGACGCUUCGUGGACGGUGGCUACCUCGAUGGAACCCGCGUGCAAAUGAUAACCUCGGGUGGAAUCAGCUCCGGCCUGGAUGACACCUUCUACCUGGUCUGCCGCCUCCUCAACGCCGAGAUAGCGGCGCACAUCUCAUAA
Penicillium atrosanguineum is the source of this 2067-nucleotide messenger RNA. RefSeq names its product Mannosyltransferase DXD. Bases 1 to 2067 code for a protein of 688 amino acids. Gene Ontology annotation, molecular function: iron ion binding; heme binding; monooxygenase activity. The record is from RefSeq and is a predicted model, not a curated record. NCBI's taxonomy places the organism in Eukaryota, Fungi, Ascomycota, Eurotiomycetes, Eurotiales, Aspergillaceae. The transcript is spliced from 4 exons.